CAGAAGGGUUCACGUGGAUUUGGGGAGAAGGACGUGGAUGAGGGAGGAGGACGGUACCAGGAAAACGAGGGGCUGGCACAACCGAGAAGUUACGCGGCCUCAGAGAGCUUCGAGCUCGCUGGCAACGAAGCCCGCCGGAAGACACCGAGGGUCUCCGCCACGUCCCGGGCACGGCUCGGCCGCCCCUGCGGACGCGCUCCUGCUCACGCCGCGCCGCAACCCCCGUCGGCGGGCGGCCGUUCCCGGCAGCGGCGGCGCGCGGACUCCGGCAUGGCGGCCCAACGCGCGCGCGUCACUUCCGGCGGGCGGCGGAUAUAAGCGGCAGGAUUUCCGCUUUCGCUCCUUUCCGGCGGUGACGACCUCCCCACGAGAACAUGCCCCUCGCGAAGGACCUCCUGCACCCGUCCCCGGAAGAGGAGAAGAGGAAGCACAAGAAGAAGCGCCUGGUGCAGAGCCCCAACUCCUACUUCAUGGACGUGAAGUGCCCGGGAUGCUACAAAAUCACCACCGUCUUCAGCCACGCGCAGACCGUAGUUCUGUGUGUCGGCUGCUCCACUGUGCUCUGCCAGCCCACGGGAGGGAAGGCGAGGCUUACAGAAGGAUGCUCCUUCAGGCGGAAGCAGCACUGAAAGCACCCGGGAUCAGGAUGAGCGGGACACUACCCCAAUAAACAGAUUUUGGAUA
Molecule: messenger RNA, 684 nt
Organism: Neogale vison (American mink)
Lineage: Eukaryota; Metazoa; Chordata; Mammalia; Carnivora; Mustelidae
Gene: RPS27
Product: ribosomal protein S27
Exons: 5
Coding region: 38-670 (210 amino acids)
Biological process (GO): ribosomal small subunit assembly; translation
Cellular component (GO): cytosolic small ribosomal subunit; ribosome
Molecular function (GO): structural constituent of ribosome; RNA binding
Source: RefSeq, a predicted model, not a curated record